This is a messenger RNA of Panonychus citri (citrus red mite), 765 nucleotides long. RefSeq names its product protein lin-32-like. Bases 167 to 631 code for a protein of 154 amino acids. NCBI's taxonomy places the organism in Eukaryota, Metazoa, Arthropoda, Arachnida, Trombidiformes, Tetranychidae. The transcript is spliced from 2 exons. The record is from RefSeq and is a predicted model, not a curated record. Gene Ontology annotation, molecular function: protein dimerization activity.
UUGUAUCUUUACCCAUGAUAACUUGUUGAUUGUUGUUAUAUUUUAUCAUCAUUAUUAUUUGUUUACUUUAAAAGUUUGAAAAAUCAAUUAAGUGAAUCACAAUUAAAGUCUAUUUUAAUUUAAUUGCUGUAAAAGGAUAAUAAUUGUUCAAUAAUUAGUAAUCAAAAUGAUGGAAGUGGAUAAUAAUGAAUCUACCUGUUGGUUUAGUAUUGAUGAUGAUGAAUGUUCAUCUAAUUCAGCUAAAAUCUCAUCAACAUUAUCAACACUUUCAUCAUUAAUUAAUGCAGCGACAUCAACAGCAACUUCAUCAUCAUCACUAUCUUCAUCUUCAUCUUCAUCCUCAUCACCCUCACCAACAACAACAACAAUAAACAUGAAAGGUGAGAAUGAAAAACUUUCAUGUUACAUGAUGAAAAAGUGUCAACAUAAACAAGUUCCAGUAACGACCAUGAAGAAACGCCGACAAGCGGCCAAUGCUCGUGAACGGAAACGGAUGAAGUCCCUUAAUGUGGCCUUUAAUGAGCUUCGUUCGGUUAUACCUCCGACCGGUGAUAGGAAAUUAUCAAAAUUUGAAAUUCUACAAAUGGCUCAAAAGUAUAUCAACAUAUUAUGCGAUCUGUUGAGAGAUUAAUUGUCCAGCUAAUUAACUUAAUUACGUGUUACCUUAAAUUAAAUCUGAAUACAAAUUCAAUUUUUGUAAAGAGUAAAAAAUUAACCAAUCAACUUUUCGUUGUAUUAAAUAAAUUUGUAUAAACUUAUAUUUAA